UUGCUCAAGGCUUUAUUUUGAAAGCUGCCACCGGAAGUUUUAACUCUGUUCUGCAAAAGCUGUGUUCAGGUAUCCUUCGGCGCAUGCGCACUUCGCUGAUCUAUAGAAACCAUUACUCGGUGGGCAUUUUCAGGCUGAUCUGGUUUUAAAAAGCAUCCUCGGCUCAUUGAAGUAACAGGAGACUGACCGGACCAUCGCCAUGGCGUCCAGUGGAUCAUAUGUGCAGGUAACGCUGGUUCUGCUGGCGGUCCAGCUCGUCUGUGUCGGAGCCGCUGAGGCGGAUCAGGAGACGGGGACCGUGAUCCCUGCCGAAAGUCGUCCAUGCGUUGACUGCCAUGCCUUCGAGUUCAUGCAGAGGGCGCUGCAAGAUCUGAAGAAGACGGCUUUUAACCUUGAUGCCAGGACGGAGACUCUGGUGCUGCGGGCCGAGCGGAGGGCUCUGUGCAACUGCAUGGCCACCACCACGCUGCGCUGAGCCUCGCCCGCUCCGACACGCUGACAACGAUCCGUCUCAGACCUCUACACAUGUACAGAAACUCCCAUCUGAACUUCUCUGAACGACAGGCACUUUAUAUGAUUUGUUUUCAUCACAUUUGGGUGCAGCUCUGAUUUCCACCACAGGGGGCGUCAUUGUUGUUGUUUUUUUUAAUCUUAUUUAAGACGCUGGUCGAUGUUUGCGAAUCCCCUCAUCUCUGAAUUGUCCUCAUCGUCCUCGUCGAAGCAUAAACACGUUUUUCUACUUUCUAGUAACUGACUGUAAAACGUAGACACAGUAGGAUGCAUCUGUAUAUGAUUGUGCUGUAUGAGGUCACUGUUUACACUUUGAACUGUAGCAUCAGAGUUUAUUUAACUGCUCACAAUAACAGCAGUUUGACACAGUAAUUUAAGAUAAUAAGAAUAAUCUGACUGUCAUUUAAAUAAUUGUAAUUAGCUGACUCAAGAGCCUGUGGGAGCGGAUGGGUAACUUACAAAGGAAAGUUCUGUUUCCUCCACGGUCAGCUGUGGAGACGUUUUUGUUUCUGUGAAAAUACUUUUAGGAAGAACACUCGUAGGUCUUGGUUUAGCACAGCACUGUAGCAUGAAUUUAUAGCACUUUCGUUUCACGUGGCAAAGGCUGGUGUGUGCAAAUGGUGUGAAGGCGCUUGCCGUACGUCUGCGGAGCUCGGCCCGAUUAUCGGGGCGUCUGCAGGAAAAGUGAUGAGGCGGGCGGGAUCGGAUGAGCUGCGGCAUCAGCAGGGAGGGGAAGAGGGGAUGAAGAGAACUGCAGCAGGGAACAGAAAAUCGUCUUACCGUUUCAUUAACAAUGUAGUUUGCAAGUCACGAGAGGCUCCACUUACAGUGUUAAUGUUGUACCUAUAAAUAAAAUCACCAAACAAC
Xiphophorus hellerii (green swordtail) is the source of this 1377-nucleotide messenger RNA. It is a transcript of the gene nicol1, whose product is annotated as NELL2 interacting cell ontogeny regulator 1. The record is from RefSeq and is a predicted model, not a curated record. The transcript has 4 exons. Lineage: Eukaryota; Metazoa; Chordata; Actinopteri; Cyprinodontiformes; Poeciliidae. The coding region runs from base 200 to 475 and encodes 91 amino acids.